UCCACAACAACAACAAAAGAAGGAGCAGUCGGGGGACUGAAGAGGAAACGGACUGAAGGAAAGAAAAAAAGAAAGAAAGAAAGAAAGAAACACUGUGACUCCCGAUGUUCAGUCCUUAAAUUAACCUUUUUUUAUAUUUUAUUUCUUCCGCGAAGAAACCUCUAGUUUUUCUAUUUUUCGAAAAGAAACGCGUCUACCUCAGUUUUCAAGGAUUUUAAUCUCGAUUUGAAGCGUUUACAUCAUCUUGUCUGUGCCGCAGGGCUCGUUUUCUUUGUUUUGCACUCGUCAAACCGACCCCCGACGCCGAGAGAUGUCCAGCCUGUGUCUGCUGCUCCUCAGAUGAUCCACGACCACACCUUAUUGAUGCACUUUAGCACCUUUCCGGAGCCUUCUCCCUGCCGUUAACCCCGCAGCUGAUGACCAAAGUGCGCGCCACGCCUCCCCGCCGUCGCCCCGAGCCACGCGCCCCCCUCGGCCCCUCCCUCAGCCUCAGGCCCCCGAAGGACGUCCCGGGAUGUUCCAGAGGUUCGCCAGCGCUCUGUUCGGGGACGACAUGGAGGAGCUGAGCCGAGGAAACCGACCAGGAGACGGAAAAGAGGAAGAGGAGGACGACGAAGACUGGAUCCUGGUCAACUACCUGGCUGAAGCCUGCUCCGCUCAGUGUGCUGACGGCCUCUCUCGCUCCACCGCCGGUCCUGAGGAAGAGGACGACGACGACGAUGAUGAAGACCUGGUGAUGAUCCCCUCCCCCAUGGCCAGCCCCCCCAUCCGCUACGCCUCCUGCACCUCCCUCAACUCCACGGCCGACACCGACCCUGACGGAGGGCCAGAGGAGGAGGAGGAAGAAGAGGAGGAAGAAGAAGGAGAGAGCGGGUUCCUGCGUCUGGACGCCUGCUCCCUGGAGGAGAGCUGGUUCGUCACCCCCCCUCCCUGCUUCACCGGGAGGGGCAGCAAGCCCAUCCUCCUGGAGACCAGCCCCCUGGAGAACCUGCUGAUCGAACACCCCAGCAUGUCCGUCUACGCCCACCACAGCCCCCCCAGGCUCACCCUCGACGCCCUGCCGCGCUCCCUCGACCUGGAGCUGCAGAGCCUGUUGCCUGGAAACAUGCCCCCCGCCCAGACGGCGUCGGGGGGGAAGGAGAAGGGCAGGCGCAGUCUGGACGGCCCCCGUCACAGGCAGGAUGUAGCGGCCGUCCAGCGUCGCUCCAGCCUCCACUCCGCCUGCUACGCCGCCGCUCUCUCCGCCCGCCCCGGCCUCCUGCAGCCACGUGCCGGUAACGCCGCCCAACGCACCCAACCGCUGUCCCGUAACGCCCUGAGACGCCACAACCUACUGCGCCCCCCGAAGGCCGGCACCGUGCACCUGCACCAGCCCAGCCAGAGACACCUCAACUUCUGAUGAGGUCGUCCUGACAGCUCCACCUUCAUCAUCAUCAUCAUCAUCAUCACCCUCCACCCUCUGAUCUCUUCUUCUGUUUUUUUUUAAAAACAACACCAGCAACAUCAGCCAUUAAUCACACCCAGUCUGUUCUGUAAUCUGAUUGGACGGUGAAAAUAAAGGAAAAUGGCUGACCAUUUUAUCAGCUCAAGUGGCCAGUGGGAGAAAAGUCCCCCCCCCCCCUCCUCCUCCUCCUCCUCCUCCUCUUCAUCGACCCUCCUCCCCGUUGAUGCUGAAAAGAAGGGAUGAGAAAAAGAAAAGGUCAUCCUCCUCCUUUUUGUCCUCGUUUUUCAUCCUCCCCUCCGCUGGACCAGUUUGUGUCCAAUCACAGAGCAGAGGCGUUGUCACGGUUACGUCCUCCUCUGCUCUCCUCCUUCUCUUUCUUCUUCUUCUUCUUUCUUUAUGGACAACUUGAUGUGUAGAAUCAAUGCUGUAGGUCACUUUAUUCAGCGGCAGGUUCGGCGGGUUGCAGGAUGAUGUCAUAGUGAUGUCACAGCUGGCGGGAUCUGGCAACUUUCUGAGCAACUGGGCACAACAUCAGGAGACAUUUCAGAUCCCGAAUCACUUGAACAUGUACAGUGCAGCAGCACAACGGUGCCAUUUAAUCAGUGCAGGAGUGUUGCGGUGGUCGCUCAGAAAGUUGCCAGUAGUGACGCAGAGUUAUGAAACGAUGAGUCGUCGUAGCGGAGAGACAAACUGUGGAGGAAAACAUCCCUCUUAAGAACCCUGAAAAUGUUAUAAUCAGCAAUCUAUUUCUUGCCUUGUGUGUAUAUAUUAAUGCCUACAUUUCCCAGAAUGCCUUUGAGCAGCUGCAACACGAGAGCAGGUCAAUCAAAGGGACAUUUCUCUGAGUUGACCCGUCAAAGUCUGCGUCCUGUUUUUGUACUCUCGCUGUACAAACAGCUGCUCGACGUUUGUUUUCGGCUCUCUAGGGGCUCGUGUCGCGUCCUGAUGAUGUCACCGUGAUGUCAUCAUGGUUAUCUUAAGGUCAUCUUCAGCUUCAGUUUGGAGAUAAGACAUUUAGAUCAAACAAAAAAAACUGCGUCACAAACUCGGGGGGGUGAGGAGGCUGAAAAACGUGCCGCCAGUUACAAAGCUGUUGCAUUAUGGGAAAUGUAGUUAUGUUGGAGUAGACCCACUUAAGAGACUUAAACCUGGGAUAUCUCUGCUUAAACAUUUACCAUCCUCUUUUAUUUAAUCUGUUUCAGUGCAAUACUAAACCUCUGCAGUACGCCUUAGAAGAGAACUUAUGUAAUCGUUUGUCUUCAUGUCAUUUCAUGCAGAGAAACUUCUUUGUUUUCUAAAGUAGCAACACAUAUAAACACUUUGCAACUACACUUCCUUUUUACACUUACAUAAAAAAAUGUGUCCUUUUCACAUUUUGGCAAACACUACCCGAGCAUGAACAUGAACGUGCUGCAUUCAGAUUAUUUUGCUGUGAAAAUGUCGGCUGUAGUCACCGAACGACGGAAGCGUCAAAUUUAGAGUCGUGUCCUGAAACCUGUACUGUAGCUGCCUCGCCGUUAUGUUCUCUGUUUCCUUUGAGAUUGUUGACCACGCUUACAGACAGACGUCCCACCCCCCCCCCCCCCCCCCCCACACCCCCACAGGGUUACUUUCCCGCCUCACAGUUUGUCUCUCUCACGUUUUGCAGCGUCCUGCUCCGCCGCCUGAACCUGCCUCUGACUCUGUAAUUCAGUACUUUUCACAAUAUUUUUCUGAAAAGCUUAAAAAAAAAAAAAAAAAAAAAAAGAAAAAGAAAAAAGACUGUAAAAUUUACUGGGUUGAAUAUCACUAAAAGCCUUGUUUUAACGGUAGCUUUCGACAUGAAUAGAAAUGUAAAAGAAGAAAAUGUAUUUAAAAAAAAAAAAACUUCCAAAAUAUUUUUUUGAAAAGAAAAAAACAAAAUUACAUAUCAGUAUGAAGUUGGUAUAUCUGCGUCUCUGGUUCUUUGCUUAGGUAUGUGUGCGUUCUGUUAGCGUGCGUUCUGUUGCAUGGUUGUAGAGUUGUGUUGCCGUGACGACGGCGGGAAAAAAAAGAAAAUGGAAAAAGAUUUUGUUGUUGUUAUAAUAAUUAUUAUUUUUUUGUUUGUUUCUUAAAAAUGAAUCUGCAGUCCACUUCUCAGGGUCACAACCAAUCACCUUUACUCUUUUUAGGACAAAUGCAGAUUUACUUGACGGCUGAUGAAUCUUUGUGCGUGCUCGGACUUUUCCAGCUCCGUCCCGGCGAGCUUUUUUCCCCCCCUUCUUGAAAAUGUUUUGAGAGGAAUAAUCGACUUCUUUGCUUUGGUUUUCUGGACUGUGAACAUGAACUCUUGACGCUCUCGGUCGACUGUUGGAAAUCCAUCAAGGAAGAGAGAGAAGCUGUUGGUCUUUUUUUAAAUUUUUAUUAUUAUUGUUUAUAUUUUGUUUCAAAUGUACCGAACGUGGUUUUUAAAGCUCUUUUGUUUUUCAUGUUAACUUUAGUUACAUUUGCUAAAACUGUUAAAAUAUUUAAACCAAAAAAGUAGCAACGAUCUUUAACCCUUCACUAGUUUCAUAUUAACGUUCUGAUGUUCUUUAUUAUUCUUUGUUCUUGUUUAACAUGUUGAGUGUUAGUUGAAGCUCUCGGCCGCGGCGCUCCGAUUUAAGCGCCCGCUGUAUCGGGGAACGUGGAGCCCGAGCCGCGUCGCCACACUGCAGGGGGAGUGAUAGCAUCCAUCAUACAGAAAGUGACUGAAGUGUACGGAGGCCAGCGGCUGCCAGGAAAAGAAAAAACAAAUGAGAAAAUUUACAAAUUCUGUUAAUUCUGUUUCCCUGAAUGAAGCGGAUUGUCUCUCAGGAAAAGAUCUACAUUUCUUAGAUAAUCAUGUCGUUAAUCCAGAGAAACAAGAAGUCAGCACACUCCGCGUCCUUUCAUGUUUGUAUCAUCUGGAAAGAGAUAAAAUACGGACGUGUUUCAUCAGCGUUCGCUUUAAAGGAUUGUUUGAGUGCGCUCACUUUUCUGUUUUCUAGUCGUCGUUUUGUGGUCGUGCACCUGAAGAGUUUUUUACAGUGUGCUCCUCCUUCUGCUGUUCUGAGAUCAGAGAAACAGCUUUCUUUAUGAAGUGCGUUUUGUUCUACGAGACCUUCACUAUUUUAAUGAUGAGUCAGCACGUGUUUGAUUAAAUCUCAUCAGAGCGACUCCUCGUCUGAUAUUUGUGAGUUAAAACAGUUCAGAGUUUGUUAAGUUUCAGUUUCAGAUCGACUAACUUCAGGGAAACGAUUUCUUACUUUUCAUGGAUCUUUUUAUUUUUUCUUGGCAGACAUGAGCUUCCGUACCACAAAUUGAACCUUGAGCUGUUUUCACAUCCUGCACUCUUGAAAUCCUCCUGAUCGUGUCACCUUGGGAGAGUCUUUGAGGAGUUUUGUGCAUGUGUGAAAGCAGCUAAAAGAUUCCUUUCGAGAUUAUUUCCCAGCAUGCACCUGGAGGAAAUUUACAACUAUACCUAUUGAGCGAUAAGCGGAAACUGGUGGAGUUGUGGAGAGAGCGAGAACGCCUCUCUGACGACGUGUCCUCUCCUUUGAACCAAAACAAAGCACUAUUACAUUUACUUUUCUGGAGCCGUCUGAUAAAAAUCCACUAUGUGCUGAUGUUUCCUCUUGAUGUGAGAGGCUAGACCUUCACGCGUUGUCGUUUUUUCUUUAAGGAAUAUUCUUAAAAACGUGUUUUCUCGGCUGCGUCCUUCAUCCUGAACCGCUGAAGAAGACGCUCAGUGAUUGGACGCCGUCAGUGUGAACACUCAGCAGUCACUUGUAAUCGAUGGGUUUGGUGUGUUUUGCAGUGUGGUUCCGUUUGAUUCUGUGGACGGUAGCGUUAUUAAGAAAGCACUAACAUGUUUGUUAGACGACUCGCUGUACAUAAUGGUAUGUGAUAGAUAGUCGAGUGGUUCUCUCUGGUGUAUUUAAGCUCUUCUUUUACUUCUCGAAUGUCUCUCUCUCUUUCUGCUCCGGUGGACUUUAUUAUUUGUGUUACUAUACAAUGUUUUAAAAAAAAAAAAGAAGGCGAAACUUAAAGACAGAAGGGAUCGGAGGAGCGAGGCGAGGUCUGCUCCUCCUGCUGUCAGGAGCCUUUUUCAAAAAAACAGUUUUUAUUGUCCACGUCGUGUUCUCAGUUCAUCUCUCCAUCUUCAGACUAACAGGGAUUUUUAAUGUUUUUGUUCAAUGCCUUGAAAUUUGUGGAUCACGUGCCUUCCAGGUUGAAAUGUUUAUAAUGACAAUGCAUCAAUGAAGAACUUGAACUCCCUUUUUGUUUUACGUCCCGAGUGGACGUAAUAAAAGAACCCCCCCAACCCCCCCACAAACAGACAUCAGAAACCAACUAUGCACCACUCGGAGGAAGUCGCCCGCCCAGCGCCGUGUACAGAUUUUAUAAUGACUCAACAAACCAGACAGAAUGAUGUAGCAACACUUGUUUUCUCCUCGUUUGUUUUGAAAUAACAGUGUGAAGAAUAUUUUGUGGCAUUUCUAUUUUUCACCAAGUGUUAGCCUCUCUUAUUUUAUUUUUGUUUUGUUGUGUAGUUUACUGGAAUAAUACAGCACUUUGCCAAAAAGAAAAAAAAGGUGUAGGAUUCGUUAGGGUUUUUAUUUAUCGACAUAAUAACUGGUCUCCUUCUUUGUGUUUUUUGGAUGUUCGACAGAUCAAAUCACUCUGUUCUGAUGUCAAAAAGAAAAAGCUAAUUACAAUUGGGGGUCAUCUGUUUUCAAACUGUAUUAGUUAAUACAUGUGAUCUCUUAUUAGCCUUCAAUAAAUGUUUUCAUACACAAAUCUC
Labrus mixtus (cuckoo wrasse) is the source of this 6227-nucleotide messenger RNA. RefSeq names its product tumor protein p53 inducible nuclear protein 1 (gene tp53inp1). The transcript is spliced from 4 exons. Lineage: Eukaryota; Metazoa; Chordata; Actinopteri; Labriformes; Labridae. Gene Ontology annotation, biological process: autophagosome assembly; positive regulation of DNA-templated transcription. Gene Ontology annotation, cellular component: autophagosome; nucleus. The record is from RefSeq and is a predicted model, not a curated record. Bases 515 to 1399 code for a protein of 294 amino acids.